This is a messenger RNA of Hyalella azteca, 1220 nucleotides long. RefSeq lists its product as uncharacterized. Bases 102 to 1220 code for a protein of 372 amino acids. NCBI's taxonomy places the organism in Eukaryota, Metazoa, Arthropoda, Malacostraca, Amphipoda, Hyalellidae. The transcript is spliced from 3 exons. The record is from RefSeq and is a predicted model, not a curated record.
AGAGGGGCAGCCUCCUUACCCUCCUUACCCCCUUACCCUCCUGGCGCGUUUAAAUUACAACCUUCCAUUGUUCUUUCGUGUGCUAGAACGCUAGCGACAACAUGCGUUUCUCUCACAAGAAAUCGAAAAAAUUGUGCCUUUCAUCACCACGAAUCAAUAAAGGUCUCCAGUUGAAAAGAUGGAGAAAGCAACACAAUAUACUGAAGGUUCUACAAGCAUCGGCUCCAGUCGAGAAUGUCGUCAACAAUACAACUACAAUAGUGAAUUUUACAAGCGAUGAAGACGAUUUGAGUGAUUUAGUGACAGAAAAGACAGAGAAAUCGAGCGUGCAGAACGCUGAGCCAUCUCAAAGCAGUGAAGAGUCCAGCGUGCAAAAUGCUGAGCCACCGAAUAACAGUGAAGAGAACGCUGAGCCACCUAAUAACAGUGAAGAGUCGAGCGUGCAGAACGCUGAGCCAUGUAGUAGCAGUGAAGAGUCCAGCGUGCAAAAUGCUAAACCACCUAAUAGCAGUGAGGAAUCGAGCGUGCAGAACGCUGAGUCACCCAGCAGCAGUGAAGAGUCGAGCGUGCAGAAUGCUCAGCCGUGCAAUAGCAGUGGCGUGCCUAACUAUAACAGUGAUAUUCUACGAGUGUUCGAAAAUGCAUUACAACCAUUAAGUGGUAGAAGGCUCUUCGAUGUCAAAAAUCUUUUUACUGAUGUGUGUAAAAUGGCGUUGCAUAAUACAAACAUGUGUUCAUUUUACAAUUUCAUUUUUGUAAGAGAGGUCCGACGAGGGCUUUACGCUACUUUUGAAUUCAAAUGUAGCAUGUGCAAAUUAAAAAUAAAGCAACAAAAUCUCCUGAAGGUUCUACAAGCUUCGGCUCCAGUCGAAAUUGUCGUCAACAAUACAACUCCAAUAGUGAAUUUUACAAGCGAUGAAGACGAUUUGAGUGAUUUAGUGAUAGAAAAGUCAGAGAAAUCGAGCGUGCAGAACGCUGAGCCAUCUCAUAGCAGUGAAGAGUCCAGCGUGCAAAAUGCUGAGCCACCUAAUAACAGUGAAGAGUCGAGCGUGCAGAACGCUGAGUUCUGCAUAAAAUUUACACACACAUUCCUCAUAAAAUUUACACACACACCCAUCCCCUCUAACAAUCCCCACUGCUGUGCCACAACCUCCCUUUCUCUCCAUCCCCCUGCUGCGNUAGCACGCAUUCCUAUACGGCAUCGCGUCGGCCAGACGUAA